AUCCAUGAUCAUGGUCCAGUUAUUCCUGGGAGUUUCUUGUCCUUAUCCGCACCGUUGCAGCUUUCUACAUGGAUGUGAUUGCUUUCGUGACCUCAGGGCUCGGUUUUGCUAAUUACUUUCAGCGUUAGGAUGCGAGCUAUCCACACUCGCUGAGUGAUCACGCUGUAAAGAUGCCAUCGUUCAUGGAUCAUUAAUUUUUAAAUGAAACAAAAUGAAGAUUGUCACUUGGAACAUCAACGGUAUUCGAGCUAGCUCUGGGAAACCAGGUGCAGCCGCUUCAUCAGUCGUACACAGCGCUGGCUUAGCUCUGAAAGCGGCAUUGGAUAACCUCGAGGCCGAUAUUAUCUGCUUACAGGAGACGAAAGUUACCAGAGAUCAGCUUGAGGAGUCGAUAGCACUGGUCAAGGGCUACGAGUCGUUCUUUUCCUUCUCGCGGGUCAAGGCUGGAUACUCAGGUGUGGCUACGUAUUGCAGAGAUCAGUGCUCGCCGUCGCGUGCCGAAGAAGGCCUGACGCCCAUUCACCAGCCGCCGGGACCGGACGCCAUUGGUUGCUAUGGCGAGCUGGCGCAGUGGUCGGAGAGCGAACAGGCACUGGUGGACGGCGAGGGUCGUGCAGUACUCACAGAGCACAGAGUGUGUCCGGCGCCAGAAUGCAGCGGUAGUGGUAGCGGUGCGGGCAAUGGCAAAGCUGCCUCGUCCGUUGUCAUCGUGAACGUGUAUUGCCCUCGUGCGGGCAUGGACGAAGUGCAGCGCUACGACUACAAGAUGCUGUUCUACCGUGCGCUGGAGCUACGAUGUCGCGCUUUGCGUGAGGCUGCCAAGCAUGUGAUCGUGCUCGGCGAUGUCAACUGCUCACAUCGUCUCAUCGACGUGUGUGAUUCGGACAAGUGCACACCAGAGGAGUUCAACAAUCGUCCCAGUCGCUUGUGGCUGGACAGCUUGUUAAUUGACACACAUUCUGAGCUGACUGGCCGCCUAUCCACGGCUGGAGCUUGCUCAACGAACACCACCACCACUGCCACCACCUCCACUACUGCUGCUGUGGAUGCUGCUACUGCUGAUGGUUACCAUGGAGAACAUGGCGACAGUUCAGCUGCGUCCACAAACGGUCUUCUUGUUGAUUCGUUUCGUCACUACCACCCGGCGCGGCCGUACGCCUACACCUGCUGGUCUACGAUGACCGGCGCGAGGAAAACCAACUACGGCACUCGCAUCGACUACGUACUCGUCGACAAGGUCUUCCUGGACUCCUACUCCACGGGUGCAGACAUUAUGCCGGAGGUGGAGGGAUCUGACCAUUGCCCCGUGUACUUAAACACGUGCUGUUUGGUCUCACCACCAGCUGCUCUGCCCUCGCUGGCUGCUAGCAGAAUGCCCGAGUUCUCCGGCAAGCAGCAGUCGCUGAUCAGCUAUCUCAAGCGAGCGCCGAGAAGGACGACGGCACUGAGCACCGCUUCAACCCCCACCGGUGCAGCGCGCAGCCAGGACUCGGAACGCUGUGCCGCGCCACCAGCGCGGGCGUCUCAGCGACAGCCCGUUGUUGCACCGGUCAAGCGAGCCGCGCCUCCUCACGGCUCGCAGGCGCCGGACAAGAAGAAAGCGUGCUCGAGACCGCAGCAGGCGUCCAUCUCCGGCUUCUUCCAGCGUAAAAAGCCAGCGGAGACAGCGCUCGCGACUAGCAACACUACAGGUGAGGCUCAGCAGAGUUCGUCAACGAUCACGUGUAGUAACGUAGUAACACGUUCUGAUGCUGACUGCAGCUCCUCUCCUGUUCAAGCACAGUCACUGCCGCACGCAGCGACUGCCUCUGCUGCUGCUGACCGUACUGGCACUCAGUGGAAGAAUCUGUUCACGGCGCGCGCGCCCAAGCAGGCCCUGUGCCACGGACACAAGGAGCCCUGCGUGCUCCGGACCGUCAACAAGGCCGGUCCCAAUCAGUUUCGCAAGUUCUACGUCUGUGCGAGGCCCGCCGGGUCUAAGGACAAUCCGAACGCUCGCUGUGAGCACUUCGAGUGGAUCGACAAGCCAAAGUUCAAACAGAAACAGCCGGAGAAAAGCUAGUUUCCACAGUAGGCAACAUCUGUACAUAGUGUAUACAUGCAGAAUAUCCACCCCUUGUUUUCCGCUUGCUUUUCAACACUUUUUUCCUUUUUUCUUUCAUGUUGUAUUCUCGGCUGUACCUUCUUGGUACGCCUGUAACCAGGGAGUUGUAAAAUACCGGUAUUUUACUACUUCCUGCCUGUAACCGUCUUUCCGUGAACAACCGGACACAUUCUUUAUUCAAGCUUUCCUUUCCGGAGCGUCUUCUAGGAUCCCGGUACUGUUGUCCCUCGAAUGUCGCUAGUUUCCUUGUUCCACGUAGCAUUUCUAAAGGCUAAAGAAAUCGAUCAUUUUCUAUGCAACCCAAUACUCUCUACAGACCCUACUAGCCACCAUGGUUACACUACUACAUGAACUUGGUUUCCAUGGCUACUGCUCUGUUGUGCUAGUGUCAGUAGUGACGUGUAGGAACACCUAUGAUGACUGUAUUCUUGUCCUUUACUCACGAUGUUUUUUAUAGUAUUAAUUUGAUUACAUUCCACUAGUACGCGUGAGUGCAACGAUCCAGCGCUGGCAGUUGGUGAUUUUGUCUACUUCCGAAGAAAUUUUCUUCAUACUAAGCGUGGUAUGGUCGCUGUUGAAAAUCAUGUCUUAGUCGCUUUUGUGUAGCAUCAUUCUGUACAGUGCCCUCUAUUGUUAAUUUUUUUUUAAAUUGUUGUCGGUGUCAUGACGUCACCGCCGCUUGGACGAGCGGCUGCGUGUCUUUAAAGCUUUGUCUGCUGUUUCCUAGAUCCUUGCCGCCUGCAUUAUUUUGCCUCCACCGUUUUGGAGAUUGCAGCUGCUUUUGACCGCCUGGACCUCAGCCGUUCUGGUCCUUCGAAGUAGCUUGGUGAUAUGGUCCAGGACUGGA
Molecule: messenger RNA, 2951 nt
Organism: Sycon ciliatum
Lineage: Eukaryota; Metazoa; Porifera; Calcarea; Leucosolenida; Sycettidae
Product: DNA-(apurinic or apyrimidinic site) endonuclease 2-like
Exons: 7
Coding region: 212-2062 (616 amino acids)
Biological process (GO): base-excision repair
Cellular component (GO): nucleus
Molecular function (GO): phosphoric diester hydrolase activity; DNA binding; endonuclease activity
Source: RefSeq, a predicted model, not a curated record